Molecule: messenger RNA, 1338 nt
Organism: Papaver somniferum (opium poppy)
Lineage: Eukaryota; Viridiplantae; Streptophyta; Magnoliopsida; Ranunculales; Papaveraceae
Exons: 1
Coding region: 1-1338 (445 amino acids)
Source: RefSeq, a predicted model, not a curated record
AUGGUAUAUUUACCACCUGGAAAAACUAUUGUGGGAAGUCAUUGGGUCUAUAAGGUCAAAACUAAAUCAGAUGGUACCUUAAAACGUUGCAAAUCUCGUGUGGUUGCUCAAGGAAAUACACAACAAUAUGGGAUUGAUUAUGAAGAGACUUUCGCUCCUGUGGCUCGGAUGACAACAAUACGUACUCUUCUUGCCGUGGCUGCUGUACGUAAUUGGGAUCUUCACCAGAUGGAUGUUAAAAAUGCAUUUUUGCACGGAGAACUACAAGAGGAAGUGUAUAUGAGACCCCCUCCAGGAUUAGUUCAUUCUCCUAAUCAAGUAUGUAAGCUUCGUAAAGCUCUCCAUGGACUUAGACAAGCACCUCGUGCAUGGUUUGAGAAAUUUUCUGUUGCUAUUCUUCAAUUUGGCUUUCGUCAAAGCCCAUAUGACUCCGCAAUGUUCUUCAGAAGAUCCGUAAAAGGAACAUUACUUCUUCUUUUAUAUGUUGAUGAUAUGGUUAUCACAGGCAGUGACUCAGAAGGUAAAAAAUCUCUCAAAACUCAUCUGAAUUUAUGCUUUCAAAUGAAAGAUCUUGGUCACUUAAGAUAUUUCCUUGGCAUAGAAGUUGAUAGGUCAUCUGAAGGUUGCUUUAUAUCUCAAGUUAAGUAUGCCUCUGGGAUUCUUAAUCGAGAUGGAUUCACAGAUAGUAAGACCUCGAAAACACCUCUUGAGCUUAACGUUAAGCUCAAUCCUAUUGAUGGAAAAGCUCUGUCUGAUCCAACUUUGUAUAGACAACUAGUUGGGAGUAUUAAUUAUUUGACAAUAACAAGACCAGAUAUUAGCUACGCAGUACACGUUGUAAGUCAAUUCAUGUCAGCUCCUCGCACUACACACUUUGCUGCCAUUAUCAGGAUUCUAAGAUACAUCAAAGGAACAUUGUAUCAAGGAUUGCAAUUCUCUUCCAAGUCAGACCUUCGUCUUCAUACUUAUACAGACUCUGAUUGGGCAGGUGAUGUGACCGAUAGAAGAUCCACAUCUGGUUAUUGUAUCUUUCUAGGCAAUUCUCUAAUUUCUUGGCAUAGUAAGAAGCAGUCAGUUGUCUCUCGAUCUAGUGUUGAGGCUGAAUAUAGGGCUAUGACACACACUACCUCUGAAAUAGUUUGGUUACGGUGGUUACUGAGUGAUAUGGGUAUCCAUCUAGCAGAGUCUACUCCUUUAUACUGUGACAAUAAAGCCGCUAUUCAUAUUGCUCAUAAUGAUGUGUUCCAUGAGCGUACAAAACACAUUGAGAUCGAUUGUCAUUUCGUACGUCAUCACUUCAAAAAGAAGACCAUUACACUACCGUAUGUUAGCUCAUAA